Messenger RNA from Musa acuminata subsp. malaccensis (wild Malaysian banana), 672 nucleotides. RefSeq lists its product as uncharacterized. The record is from RefSeq and is a predicted model, not a curated record. Lineage: Eukaryota; Viridiplantae; Streptophyta; Magnoliopsida; Zingiberales; Musaceae.
AUGUAUGCUUCCUCCGUCUCCCCCCCAUCCCACCACCCUUCGUCGUUCCCGGCCCGACUUCCGAGCCGGCAGGCCGGACCGCGGCUCCCAAACUGGCCGAGUUCGAUCCGAUCCGCCGCCUCGAGGAGACGCGCCUGCUGUUGGCAUUACAGCGGCGGCGGGCUGGUGGACCGGAGCAUGAUCGUGCUGAGGAAGAGGAUCCACGAGAUGAAGAUGGCGGAGAGCAAUUACGAGGCGCCGUCGGGAUGGAUGGACUGGGAGAAGAGGUACUACACCAGCUACCACGUCGACGUGUGCGAGAUCCUGUGCUUGUUGCAGACGCUGAUGAUGGGCACACGGCCGGGCGUGGCCAUCGGGAUGAUGGCCGUCCUCGUGUUGAGCGUGCCCACCUCUGCCAUGUUUAUAUCCUUCCAUCUGAUCGCGGCCGCGAACUCGAUCCUCGCCGGAACGCACCUCGGUUGAUCGAGGUUUUCGUGUUCGAUCUGUGUACUACCGAGUCUUCGUUUGACAAUUCUGUAGCAUAUUUUUAUUGUUUCAUCGUGCCAUGGAUACGAUCGAAUGCUUCAUCAAAUGCUAAUCGGUGGUCUCCCAACAACUAUUGCGGUAGCGCACACAGUUUCGACUGCAUCGGCUGUCUGGUUAUUUGGCUCUCGAGCGGCGCCGUAGCAUUCU